UUUAUAACAACAACAAUGGCAGCGCAGAUGAACGGGAAGUGGACUAUUUAAACUGGAAAACAGGCGGCCAAACGGAGUUUCUGGCAUUAUUUUAAUCCGAGCUAAAUUAUGCAUUUUUGGACUUUUCUGUAAACAGCUGAAUUGUCUAUUUUCUUCAACCACCGCCUUCAAACACUGCUGUUUUACUGAGAAGAGGUAUUAUAAAGAUGAACUGUUAUUUCUGCGACGGAAGGAAACGGAGUGAAGCAGCGACACCCAAAUUAACGCCUAAAAACUGAAAAAUGCUUCACAGUUUUAUAAUAAGGAAGAUUUGUGUCUCUGUGGGUGCAGGUUUGCGUCUGGCGCAGUUUAUUUUGAUUCCGCUAAAACAAAAUGGAGGGUAAAAAGCGGCAGUUAGGUUGUUUGGUAAAUUCAGACCUUUACUUCUCUGUUACCGUGUAUUUAAUGUCAAUUUACUAUUAAUAGGAAUGUAUCUGCUAGGCUAAAGCUCAGACAGAAGCCUUUAAAAGAAGACUGUCAGUGAUGAGAGCCAUGGAGGAACGAGCAGCACAGUAAACACUCGCUUUACAAGUACAGAAUUUAUAACAGUUUACCUGCAGAAUAAAGCGUUAAUAUUGUGCUCUUUAAGGUGCACAACUUACUAUGUUUCACCGUUGACUUAAUGCACAGUCAAGUUUAAGCUAAAGAAAGAGUAGGAGGGCUUGGGACCACGGCAUGACUGACUCAGGAGACACUCCAAGUGUCCCGGGUUGCUCCGGCCUCAGCAGCGGGACAGGGCUCAGUUUCAAGCCGAGUAGAGGACUCCCUGGGCGGGUCAGGAGCCUGUCAUCCUCCGCUCCACCUGGAAGACUGACAUCUCUCAUAACCAGGGACCUGACACUGGGAGGAGCUCUGAAAAAACCUAAGAAAACGUUUGAGCCGAACGUCCACACUGUGAGGAAAAGUAAAGAUGAGUUAAAGGAAGAAGUGCGUGCUCCUCCUAAAAAGGAGAGAAGAGAGAGAGAUGAGAGGAGGAGGGAGAACCGAGGGAGGAGGAGAGAGAGGCCUCCGACCAUACAGUCUCACUCCAUCUUUGAACAAGGACCUGCAGACACCAUACGAAAAACAGGCUGGCGAGGAGCUGCAGACCCCUAUGACACCGGCAGCUCUCCUGUAUGUAAACAGGUGAAGAAGGAGAAGACGGAGUCUGAGGAGGAUGAGGAUGAGAUUCUCUCCAAACUACAAAGAGAUGACUUCAUCGAUGAUCCCGGCCUGAGGAAUGAUGCAAAGCUGAAACCGAUCCAGCUGCCUCUGAGUCACUCAGCCAGCUCCACUUCAGCAUGUCCAGAGAACCCCCCGCUCUUUAGACCUCCGUACUCCCAGAGUCGAGCAGGCCGACUGGCAGCAGAGCCGCCCAAACAAGAGCAGCCCUCUCUGGCAGAGCUGCUGCAGGAUCUGAGCAUGUCUGGCAGAGAGGAGCUCUUCUUCAUGCAGCUACCAGACUGCAUGCCUGGCAGAGCGUCUGCACAGAAGGUCGACCAUGCUCUUGGAUCUGCAGCAGAGAAACCGGCCAAGAAGGAAGGCAAGGCUGAGGACAAGAAGCCUGCGUAUCUACAAGCUCAUGAUCCUGCUGGGAAGGAGGGCUGUCCGGUGCUGUCACACUUCCCAGAGGGGUUUCUGGGUAAACUGCAGAUCAGGAGGUCGGGGAAGGUGGAGCUGAAGCUGGGAGACGUUGUCAUGGACGUGUCAGAGGGAGCGGCGUUCUCGUUUCUGCAGCAACUGGUGUCAGUGCGUCUGUCCGACGGUCGGACCGGGGACAUGAUGGUGUUAGGAAACGUCAACCACAAACUGGUUUUAUCUCCAGACUUUCAGGCGCUACUGAGAGAAGCUUCGACACCGAAACAACAAAGACCCUGAUGCAAAAGUGUUUAGAACACAAAAAAAUGCUCUCAUCUGCUGCACUGACAGCUGAGAGCUGGAGUUACAGACUCGUUUAUGUUUGUUCGAGCUCUGCAGGAUUACUGAUGAGAGGAGUGUGGAGGAAAACAACAGCUAGAUUAAUAUCUGUUAUUCAGACCUCUGCUGUGAGGGUUUUAAGGCAGCUAUGUCUGUUCUGUCUGUGCAUUUCUCUUGGAAAGUUUCGGAAAUCCCUUUGAUAGAAAAUUUGAUUUAUUACGGUUUUUAAGGCGUCAUAUUUUACUAGAAAUGCACAAAUUGUGAAUAUGUUCAAUACAUGUUAACGAGCACUGAUAGACCAUUAGGAGAGCAGGUUUGUUACUGAGAGAUGGAAACUGUCUUUGUCAUGGUUUGUUUGUUCCAGAGGUGACGCUCAUGUAAAAGUGCCUUCAGCAUAUUUGUUUAUUGGCAGGCAGAGGGGCCUGAACUGGUCAGAAUAAAAAUAACACAUAGGGUUUAGAGUUAAAUUACUAUGUCUUACAAUCAUCAUGGGACACCAGCUUUAUUUUCCCUAGAGGAAAGUUUGUCAAGAUUUCUAAACAACCAAAAUUUACAUGUUCAUCUCUGUAAAAUUGAGUUGGACAUGGAUUUAAAACGUCCUGAACCACCCAUUGACUUCUUUACAUGAGCCUUGUGCUCCACACCUUGUUCCUGCAUAGCAAUGAAUGACUGUAUUUUAUAUUUAAAGGUGCUUUGAUAACAGAAUCCUCAUGUUCAAGUGUUAACAGGCCGACGGUGAUAAACCUGAGCUCUCUUUUAUUCAUAAAGUUUUUGUUCUGUGGGUUAAAUGUACAUUUUGAUCGCUCCAACACUGAACUGCACUGAUGUUUGAAUUUGUAACUUUUGUAUCAUUCUGCAAACUCUAGUAAAUUAAAGCGUAA
Messenger RNA from Cheilinus undulatus (humphead wrasse), 2816 nucleotides. RefSeq lists its product as uncharacterized. The transcript has 8 exons. Gene Ontology annotation, molecular function: DNA binding. The coding region runs from base 715 to 1896 and encodes 393 amino acids. Gene Ontology annotation, cellular component: RNA polymerase III complex. NCBI's taxonomy places the organism in Eukaryota, Metazoa, Chordata, Actinopteri, Labriformes, Labridae. The record is from RefSeq and is a predicted model, not a curated record. Gene Ontology annotation, biological process: transcription by RNA polymerase III.